AUGGAAGACAAUGAGGAAGAACCUAGUUCACGCCCAACUCUGCCAUUACUAGGACCAGAACCUGCCAAACCCAUUGCUAAAGUGGACUCUUCGGAGAAUUUAGAAACAGAUUGCAUUGGAGAAACUCAGCCAAAUCCUGAAAUGACCAUUGAAAAUGAACUUCAGAGGUUCCUGGGAUGCAAGAUCUUAGAAAAAGACCAGAAUAUCACUGCUUUUGAAUGGUGGAAAUGUGAUGAACAAUUUUAUCGUAGACUUGGAAACACCGCAAGGAAAUAUUUAGCAAUGCCCGCCUCAUUGGUUUCCUCGGAGAGGGUUUUCGGUUUAUGUGGAAACCUUGUCAACAAAAAAUAA
Molecule: messenger RNA, 351 nt
Organism: Ostrea edulis (European flat oyster)
Lineage: Eukaryota; Metazoa; Mollusca; Bivalvia; Ostreida; Ostreidae
Exons: 2
Coding region: 1-351 (116 amino acids)
Molecular function (GO): protein dimerization activity
Source: RefSeq, a predicted model, not a curated record